This is a messenger RNA of Misgurnus anguillicaudatus (oriental weatherfish), 2758 nucleotides long. RefSeq names its product double PHD fingers 3 (gene dpf3). NCBI's taxonomy places the organism in Eukaryota, Metazoa, Chordata, Actinopteri, Cypriniformes, Cobitidae. Gene Ontology annotation, cellular component: nucleus; nBAF complex. The record is from RefSeq and is a predicted model, not a curated record. Gene Ontology annotation, biological process: nervous system development.
UUCCGUAUCCCGGUAUUGUAUUGGCCAGACUGCCGGACACUGAGGUCCGUAUUGGCUGUUUUUCUUUCAUAUGGUUCCCAAAGAACUCAGAGAUUUGGAAUAUUGGGUUACAGUGUGGCAAAAUGGCGACUGUCAUUCAGAAUCCGCUGAAAGCGCUUGGUGACCAGUUUUAUAGGGAUGCCAUUGAACACUGUCGCAGCUACAACGCCCGCUUAUGUGCCGAGCGCAGCGUCCGCAUGCCCUUCCUGGAUUCUCAGACGGGUGUAGCUCAGAACAACUGUUACAUCUGGAUGGAGAAACGACACAGAGGGCCAGGUUUGGCAGCAGGUCAGAUGUACACGUACCCAGCACGUUGCUGGAGAAAGAAGCGGCGACUGCACCAGCCACUCGACCCUCAGCUUCGCCUCUGUGAACUCAGACUCGAGGCGGAGUUGAUGGCCAAGAGGGAAGCCCCGCCCACAGAGGCCACAGCCCUCGAGGCACUGCUACGGGGUGAUGGACUCCUGGACAAGAGAAACAACAACGCUAAAGAGGAAGAGACAUUGCUGGAAAUCCAGAGGGUGCUUGAGGCGGACGAAAAUGGGGAUGGUUUCCAUGACGAUGAAGAUUUUGAAGUGGACACACCAAAGAGGAAGCAUCGAAACAAAGGCAGGGGUCGAGGCUCUGGACGCAGGCGAACAGAAGCAGUGGUUAAUGAUGAUCAGGAUAAACCCUACGUGUGUGACAACAGAUACAAACAAAAGCAUAAUUCAAAAACUACUGACUCAGUUUGUGGAAAACGUUACAAAAACCGCCCUGGACUGAGCUACCAUUAUGCCCACACUCACCUUGCUGAAGAGGAGGGAGGAGAAGAACGAGAACCUGAAAUACCCCAAUCUCCUCCUGUCCACCACCCUGAGAACCACAAACCACAGAAAGGGCCUGAUGGUGCGAUCAUCCCCAAUGACUACUGUGAUUUCUGUCUCGGAGACUCGGGCUCUAACAGGAAGACAGGCCAGGCUGAAGGUCUGGUGUCAUGCUCAGACUGUGGCCGCUCUGCUGAACGCGUCGCUGGGGCGAGACCGAAGAGGAGGACGGCCGGAGUCCUGGAUAUGUUCGGCGACACGUCCGAAAGCGAGGCGUCCACCUUUCACGGCUUCGAGGAGGACGACCUGGACGGGCUUCUGUCUGACGAUAGCACAGGCUCACCUCAGUACAGAUAGACAAAUGAGAAACCUCGAGCAGCGAACUUGAAAAAGAAAACACUUUUGGCAUGUGUCUGCUGCCUGUUUUUUGAUUUUUCUUUUUUCUGUUGUUUUGCAGCAGCAUGCAAAAUGGAUUUACAACUUCAGACACUAUGUUAACGUCAGGAAUUGCUUUCGAAAGGACGACUUUCAGCCUUUUAUAAAUGAAGGAAUGUUGUUUUUAUUGCCUCACUCUUCUGUAUACCGAGAGGUGCUAGAUACCGGACAGAGGAGCCAUUUAUUUUGGGCCGUUUUCCGUUAUGGAAAAUUUGCAGGGACAUUACAGUACCAAUGUGUGGACAUCACAUCGCCAUGUAAAAUAGAAACGUGUGGAUGUUAACUUUAGAAAUAGGAAUCAAACCAUUUCAAGUUUCACCUCAAGAUCUUUAAGGAGAAAAUACUCAACAUGUGUCUGUAGGUUGGCUAGUACCGAGGGUUUUUCCUACCUCUGGAUAAAUACAAUUUUGCAACGAAAGGGAUCAUGAGUUUGGCACAUGAGAAUGCAAAGAGAAUGGGCUGAGGCCAGGCCCUGAUUGGAUCCAGAGGAAAGGGUGGACUUUGUUUCAGAGAGGUAAGAGCCAGUUGGCGUUUAAAUGUCCGUCUCUCCUCCUUUCUCAGGACAGCUGCAAAAAAUAAAAACGAAAUUGAAAUUUUCCUGGAGGAUACAUGAUUUUUGGCUUUUCCCUAAUUUUGUUGGCUAAACAAAAGAAUCAAGAUGGACGUGGUCUAUGUUUUUUUAGUAACUUGCCCUGAUCAGGAAAGGUCACCUCAGGUACAAUGAGAGGUACCUCUGUAGCAUAUGUGCAAUGAUUUAAAGGUUAUGAAGAUACAUCUAGGCCAUUUGUGAUGACAAUAGCUUUGAGGAUUGACAACUGUUUAACAAUGCAAAUAUUACACUGGACUGCAAGCACAUACGCUUGAAAAAUGCAGUAUAUGUGAUUUAGAAAAGAACAUACAUGCAAUAAAGGCACAAAACGCAUUAGUCACAGUGACAUCACCCAGUUAAUAUGGGGAUAAUUCAUCUUGUGUGAUCACAAUUGGGUAUAUUUGCUCUUUCGAAGCUCUUCUAUUUAUUGUCAUGGUGAAAUCAUCUGUCUCUUUGCAGAAUCGCAGUUGAAAAAUGUUCAUUUUAAUGCUUCAGAUCUUGUCUCUAUUUCAGGGUGUUCAUAUUUGAAACAAUAAUAUAAUUUAUUAAGAUAUUGUAUAGUGUAUAUAAGCCCACAAAUGGUUGCAGGUUAAAAAGCUGUUGGCUCCUAAUGCUGUUUCUCCCAGUGUUUCGAUGUCUAAACUUUAAGAAAUGUUUCAAUGUUUAACAUUUGAAGUUAGUUUAAGAAGCCAAAGUGCAACAUGGCUAGAGAUGAUGCUUGUAAUUGCUUCUGUGUCAUGCAGACAUAAACUGGCACAAACACAGAAAUCGCUUCAUGCAACCUGUCAUCCAUGCUGUGAUAGCUGCUGAGUGCUGCUACUCCAAAUGUCACCCUGCAAGUCUUUCACUGGAUUUUGUUACAGAAAAACAUUAAACAUUUUACAUUUUA